Aspergillus bombycis is the source of this 1182-nucleotide messenger RNA. RefSeq names its product proteasome regulatory particle base subunit RPT4 (gene rpt4). Gene Ontology annotation, biological process: positive regulation of RNA polymerase II transcription preinitiation complex assembly. Gene Ontology annotation, cellular component: cytosolic proteasome complex; proteasome regulatory particle, base subcomplex. NCBI's taxonomy places the organism in Eukaryota, Fungi, Ascomycota, Eurotiomycetes, Eurotiales, Aspergillaceae. Gene Ontology annotation, molecular function: proteasome-activating activity; ATP binding; ATP hydrolysis activity. The record is from RefSeq and is a predicted model, not a curated record. The coding region runs from base 1 to 1182 and encodes 393 amino acids. The transcript is spliced from 4 exons.
AUGAACGGCGCUGCUGACCCGGAGAGAGAGCAGGCGCUCGAGGACUACAAGAAGAGCCUGCUGGAGCUCCGAGAAUGGGAGGCCAAGCUCAAAUCCCUUCGGAUGGGAAUUAAGGACUUACAAAGGGAGUUCGAUAUCUCAGAGGAAAACAUUAAGGCCCUACAGAGUGUGGGUCAGAUCAUCGGUGAAGUGUUGAAGCAGCUGGAUGAGGAGAGAUUCAUUGUGAAGGCAUCAUCUGGUCCCCGUUAUGUCGUUGGUUGCCGUUCGAAGGUCGAUAAGUCAAAACUGAAACAAGGGACUCGUGUCGCCCUUGAUAUGACAACCCUGACGAUCAUGCGGAUGCUGCCCCGGGAGGUCGACCCAUUAGUAUACAACAUGUCUUUGGAGGACCCAGGACAAGUCAACUUCGCUGGUAUUGGUGGUUUGAACGAACAAAUCCGAGAGUUACGAGAAGUGAUCGAGUUGCCACUCAAAAAUCCCGAGCUUUUCCACCGAGUUGGCAUUAAACCACCCAAGGGUGUCCUCCUUUAUGGACCUCCUGGCACAGGAAAGACAUUGCUGGCACGUGCUGUAGCCAGCUCGAUGGAGACCAACUUCUUGAAGGUUGUUUCGUCCGCUAUCGUCGACAAGUACAUCGGUGAAUCUGCACGGCUAAUAAGAGAAAUGUUCGGAUACGCCAAGGAGCAUGAGCCUUGUAUUAUCUUCAUGGAUGAAAUUGACGCGAUCGGUGGUCGACGAUUCUCGGAAGGUACAUCCGCUGAUCGUGAAAUCCAACGGACGCUGAUGGAGCUUCUUAACCAAUUGGAUGGGUUCGAUUAUCUCGGAAAGACGAAGAUCAUCAUGGCUACGAACAGACCUGAUACUCUUGAUCCCGCUCUAUUGCGAGCGGGUCGGUUGGACCGCAAGAUUGAGAUCCCUCUUCCCAAUGAAGUUGGUCGCUUGGAGAUCUUGAAGAUUCAUUCCAGUACCGUCCAACUCGAGGGUGAUAUUGACUUUGAGAGUGUCGUGAAGAUGAGUGACGGUCUCAAUGGAGCAGAUCUACGCAAUGUUGUCACAGAAGCUGGUUUGUUUGCCAUUAAAGAUUACCGGGACGCCAUCAACCAAGACGACUUCAACCGGGCGGUGCGCAAGGUGGCGGAAGCUAAGAAGCUGGAAGGCAAGCUGGAGUACCAGAAGCUUUAG